AUGGAAGGUCCACGCGUUGUUGUUCUGGUGGUCCUACUGCUCUUUAUCUUUCUCACCCCCGAUCAACCCGCCAAUCGCCGAACCUUCAUCGAUGUCGAGACCAUCCAAAGCCGGCGCGAUGCCGAACUCAAUGUUUUGGCUAACACUUCCUUUGGCCAGCUUAGUCCAUCGACGGACAGAUGGCUGAAUCUAACGGGCUUCCGGAAGGACGAUGGCUACCAGUGGGACGCGCUGGCUAAGGUGCAGCAAUGGAGCCGCAAACAGUUCGAGACGGCCUGGAACGGUAUCGAUCUUACCAAAGGCUUGCCCGUCUAUGACCAGUUUGCCGGCGAGAUCCGUGGAGACUUUGUCCAAAUUCAACCUCCAACCACGGCACCACAGCUCAACUUGACAGCCCUGGAUCCCAAGAAGGAUUACAUGACGAAUAUUUAUGAGCGGAACAUCACCGAGGCCAACGGCGAAAUGACAUUGUCCCUCCUGGAUCUCCAUGCACUCGCUGGCCAGGAGGCCUCGUCCAUAAAAGCAGACUUCUCCAUAUGGACGGACUCGGCCCCUGGAAACGGCUGGCAGGCGAGGCUUCAAGGUGUCCACUUUCCUUCAGGCCAGGUUAUCAUGACAACCAUCAGCUCAAAGUUCAACUCUCUCUUUGCCCUCCCUCAUUUCGCCUUGGAUGCCCACAGCUUCAAUUCGUCCAUUUCAGUCAUGAACCACACAAUCCGUCGACUUUGGGACACCACCCUUGAUGACAUGUCGGAUGGAUUAGCCUUCGCCCCCCAGUGUGAAUUGAUCAUCUGGCUGCAGCCUAAGCCUCACAAAUAUGACGGACUUGACUCUUCUCAGAUGGCUGCUUUUCUCCGCCAGGUCGAACAAGAGCUGAAGUCUCCCGAGGGUGCCCCCAUCGGCCAGCCACCCUUAUUAUCCUUCUCCGCCGUCGUUUUCUCUCCUGAUUGUGGCUAUGUCUUGGAAUCUAACGCCCUGUUCGGGCCUAAAAUCGAAGCAUACUGGACCUUAGCACAGCACCUUGUCUUCUCCUUCGUCCUAGUUCUUGGCCUCCAGAUCGCACUUAUCAAACGACAAAUGGAAAAGGCGGCUACUCCCUCCACAAAGAGUCGAAUAGCAUACCAAAGCAUUGUUAUUGCUGCUCUUGGUGAUGGGCUUCUACUGUUUGCGCUCAUCGCACUUCUUAUGAUCGAUGAAGCUGCGUUUCUUACUAUUUCAUCGGCUGCGUUUCUUGCCUGCAUACAUGUGGCCUUCCUCGAGGUCAAGUUCGUUUUCGACAUAUGGACAGUUCAAGUUGGCGAUCCUGCUCGUGCCGAGCAGGAAAGGCAGAGAAGGGCAGCCCCAGCACCGGCGCUGACACUAACACCAGCUCCCACUACCGGUCUUGCUGCUGCCGCCACCACCAUCUCCCCUUCAGCAACCACAGUCGCUGCUACGGAGCUUCCAGGAGGUCUGCCUUUACCGGUUACCACACCGAGAACAGAUAGUGCGACUCCAACUAUCCUCCCUUCUGACCAAGGGAGUCCACUUCAAGCCGACAUCCCCAGCACGCGUGCGUCAUUCGCUGCCAUCUACAGCAGAUUCUACUUUUCCCUCGUCGUGCUCAUGUUCUUUUCACUGUGGGCAUUGUCAUGGCCAAGACCUCUGAGAUCUGCCUACACCAACCUACUCAUCUUCGCCUACUUUUCUUUCUGGUGGCCACAGAUAUAUCGCAACACCAUGCGAAAUUGUCGCAAAGCAUUGACAUGGGAGUAUGUUAUUGGAUCGAGCCUGCUUCGAGCCGUACCCGUCCUGUACUGGUAUUUUGUGGAUCACAAUAUACUCUCGAUAGACACUAGCCCCCGUACUGCCUUCAUUCUACUGGGCUGGCUUUGGCUACAGGUUGCGGUUCUUACCAGCCAACAGUUUCUCGGCCCUCGUCUCCUUGUUCACGAUUCCUGGUGCCCACCCGCUUACGAUUACCAUCCAGUCCUUCGAGAAGAUGACGUCGAAGCCAGCGGCAUGUCUAUCGGCCUACUUGCUUCAGCUUCAGAAGCCAAAGACAAAGACGAUAAAACAAGAAAAGUUUUCGAUUGUGCUAUAUGUAUGAAUGAAAUUGACGUCCCAGUCUUGGCCAAAUCAGAGAGUGCUGGAGGUGUCGUCGGAAGAGGAGCUGGAGCAACAUGGCUUGAACAGAGGAAUUACAUGGUCACACCUUGCAGACACAUUUUCCACACUGACUGUCUAGAGGGAUGGAUGAACUUGAGGCUCGUUUGUCCAGUCUGCAGAGAAGCACUACCGCCGCUCUGA
Messenger RNA from Exophiala aquamarina CBS 119918, 2289 nucleotides. RefSeq lists its product as uncharacterized. The transcript has a single exon. Lineage: Eukaryota; Fungi; Ascomycota; Eurotiomycetes; Chaetothyriales; Herpotrichiellaceae. The record is from RefSeq and is a predicted model, not a curated record. The coding region runs from base 1 to 2289 and encodes 762 amino acids.